Messenger RNA from Oryzias melastigma (Indian medaka), 989 nucleotides. It is a transcript of the gene snx10a, whose product is annotated as sorting nexin 10a. Gene Ontology annotation, biological process: intracellular protein transport. NCBI's taxonomy places the organism in Eukaryota, Metazoa, Chordata, Actinopteri, Beloniformes, Adrianichthyidae. The record is from RefSeq and is a predicted model, not a curated record. Gene Ontology annotation, molecular function: phosphatidylinositol binding. The transcript has 7 exons. The coding region runs from base 224 to 829 and encodes 201 amino acids.
AUGUGGCACUUUGUGUGUGCGUUUUUUUUUUAAACGCUAUCUUAACUGGUUUACGUGACUUGGCCUCCCAAAGCACGUCAGGGCUCCCACUGAGCAGCUUAUUUGCAUAACUUGAGUUUAGAACUGAACUCUGAACCAGAGCACUGAGCCGGACCUGUUGGGCUAAAGAACAGAUUUGCGUUCCACGACAAGCAGCCCUCGAAGAAGAACGAGUCCACCUACUAUGAGCACUGUUCUAAAUAACUUCAGAAAAUCUGAAUUUAUCAGUAUUUCAGUUCAAGAUCCAAGACUCCACAAAGAAGACACCUGGACCACAUAUGUUGACUAUGAGAUCUAUCUCCAAACCAACAGUAUGUGCUUCCGAAAGAAGAGGUCCUGCGUUAGGAGGCGCUACAGUGAGUUUGUCUGGCUGCGUCAUUGCCUGGAGCAGAACGCCCUCGUCUUAAAUGUGCCCAAACUGCCGUCCUGGAACCCCUUUUUCAGUCUGAGGAAUGAAGACCAAGUCACCAAGAGGAUGAAGGGUCUGCAGGAGUUUCUGGACAACAUUCUCCAGGUUCCCUUGUUGUUAUCCGACAGCAGGCUGCAUCUGUUCCUGCAGUCGGGUCUCAGCAUUACAAAGAUUAUGAAGUGCUCUCUCGGUCAGACCAGGUACACAGUGGCUGAAGCCAUUCAACGCUCCAGCACUGGUUGCAUUAAAAGUUUAGAGGACAAAGCUACUUAUGACUCGGAUUGUGAAAGUUCUUCAUCAUCGGGGCUCGGAUUAAGUAUCGAGACUCAAGUUCAAGAAGAUCCUCUCAGGUUCUGUGAAAGGGCCUGUUUAGAUCACUGAGCUUAUUUUAGUACUUACCUCAUCAAUGUUCCACUUUUCCAUUUUAAUGUGCUUGUUCUUCUGAUGUCAAAUUUCCAGCCUUUAAGUUUGUAAUUUCUUUUUUAUUUUAAGGAGACAGUAUAGUAAACCUACUCGUUUCUUAAAUCUGUACCAACUUCAA